UUAAACAUGAACCCUGUGUACACUGUUCAGUAACAGCGAUACUGUGCUGCACUUCCAGUUUUGGGACCUAGAAUUAUGUGUUGACUGCAAUGGCUGCGUCCACCGAGUCAUUUUACCUGGGGUUUGAUUUCAGCACUCAACAACUGAAGGUGGUUGCUGUUGAUGGGAACCUCAGUGUUGUCCACCAGGACAAUGUGCAGUUUGACAGUGAAUUGCCAGAAUUCGGGACUCAGGGAGGGGUCCAUAUCCAUGCAGACAGUCUGACUGUCACUUCUCCUGUACUCAUGUGGGUAAAGGCACUUGACCUGAUCCUUGGCAAGAUGAAGAAUGCAGGAUUUGACUUCUCGCGUGUGAAAGCCCUAUCUGGGAGUGGCCAGCAACAUGGCAGUGUGUAUUGGAGGAAAGGAACCAACAAAGUUCUCAGGGAUCUCCAGCCAGGAAAAAGUUUGCAUGAACUUCUGAAGGGUGGUUUUGCCGUGUCAGAUAGUCCAGUGUGGAUGGACUCCAGCACUACAGAGCAGUGUCAGUACCUGGAGACAGCAGUAGGUGGCGCUCAGAGAGUUGCAGACAUCACAGGCUCCCGGGCCUAUGAGCGUUUCACUGGAAAUCAGAUUGCCAAGAUUUACAAGGCCCAACCAGAGAAGUACGAGGACACAGAGAGAAUCUCAUUGGUCAGCAGCUUUGCUGCCUCUCUCUUCCUGGGCAGCUAUGCAGCUAUUGAUUACAGUGACGGUUCAGGGAUGAAUUUGAUGGACAUUUUCAGCAAACAGUGGUCAGACUCCUGUCUUGAGGCUACUGCUCCUCACCUGGAGGAGAGGCUGGGAGCCCCUGUGCAUUCUUCAACUGUCUUGGGCCUCCUCUCUCCUUACCAUGUCACUCGUUAUGGCUUCCCAGAGGACUGCAAGGUGGUGGCAUUCACUGGGGAUAACCCAGGGUCCCUGGCUGGGAUGAGGUUACAGGAAGGAGACAUAGCUGUGAGUCUUGGCACUAGCGACACAGUCUUCCUGUGGAUCAAAGAGCCGAGGCCCACAGUGGAAGGACACAUCUUCUGCAACCCAGUGGACCGCCCCUCCUAUAUGGCUUUGAUAUGCUAUAAGAAUGGCUCCCUGACCAGAGAGAGGAUCAGAAACAAGUGUGCUGGAGGGUCAUGGGAAGUCUUCUCCUCGGUCCUGAGGACUACACCAACAGGGAACAACGGGAACAUAGGGAUUUACUUUGAUGCCAUGGAAAUCACACCGUCUGCAGUCGGAGUUCACAGAUUUGACAAAGAAAAUACGAAGGUAGCCGGCUUCUCCGCCCAGGGGGAAAUCCGAGCCCUGGUUGAGGGACAGUUCCUGGCAAAGAGGGUCCACGCCGAAAAGCUGGGUUAUAAGAUCAUUCCAGGAACUCGAGUGCUGGCCACCGGAGGGGCUUCUUCUAACAAGGACAUUCUGCAGGGCCACACAGCUGUGUUUGAGGCCUUGUGAUUCGUGGAACCCCGGCUGACCUCUCUCUCCAUACAUUAGGCCCUGUAUGUGUUCUCAUGGCCCCUUUGUUGUGCUCAGCCCAGCACACCCCAUGCAUUUACAAUGUGCUCCCCCUCGAGCAAGACACUUGGCUACAGUCCCUUUACUAUAUUUGUGUGGGUGUUGUGGGCAGCAUGCUCAGUUUCAAUGAUAUUGACAUGAUGCAGUAUUGGAAAUGGAGCCAUUAGAAUGCGUUGCCAUGCCAAGCCCCUGUGGAACAGACAUUUGUUAUGUAUUCAUAUUCUCUCUGUGAUGAUGUUGUUACAUGUUAGAAAUAUUUUGACGCUACAGAUGUUUUGUUUGCCGUCUAAUUAUUUUUUUAUUACAAAACAUAAUGUUGUAUCGCUUCACGCCUUAACAAGGUUAUUCCCUGAUGAGUGGCAAGGUAAUGAAAUUAGAGCGCUGCAAAAUUGUGUAUGUUUUACACUCUAAGUGAGUGGAAAUGGAAUCAAUCGGCCUCAAAACAGGAAACAAUAACCAUGAGGAAACUGUAUGCUCUUUUGUUCCUUUGUUUUGUUUCUUGUUGCGAGUGAAAUGGAUGAAAAUGAUAGCCUUCUAUCCACUCUGCAGUGUUUAGAGAUCUUAUUUAAGCCACCACUAACCUGUGUAAAUGGAGAUACAAUCCACAGUAUAGAAUUCAGUUCAGGUAUGUGUCAUUAGACAUUGGCUUUCUAUAUUACGGACAAUGACUCAUAAUGUAACAUUUGCAGACAGUAAUAUUUCCAAUAGCAUGCGGUCCCAUUCCUCUUCUCUCCAU
Molecule: messenger RNA, 2262 nt
Organism: Oncorhynchus gorbuscha (pink salmon)
Lineage: Eukaryota; Metazoa; Chordata; Actinopteri; Salmoniformes; Salmonidae
Gene: xylb
Product: xylulokinase homolog (H. influenzae)
Exons: 17
Coding region: 90-1466 (458 amino acids)
Biological process (GO): xylulose metabolic process; D-xylose metabolic process
Cellular component (GO): cytosol
Molecular function (GO): D-xylulokinase activity
Source: RefSeq, a predicted model, not a curated record